This is a messenger RNA of Anopheles moucheti, 6326 nucleotides long. Its product is annotated as exportin-4-like. The transcript has 5 exons. Gene Ontology annotation, biological process: protein export from nucleus. The record is from RefSeq and is a predicted model, not a curated record. Lineage: Eukaryota; Metazoa; Arthropoda; Insecta; Diptera; Culicidae. Gene Ontology annotation, molecular function: nuclear export signal receptor activity; small GTPase binding. Bases 514 to 3915 code for a protein of 1133 amino acids. Gene Ontology annotation, cellular component: nuclear pore; cytoplasm.
UGUGACGAAGUGAGAAAAUAUAAACAUUUGCUAUGUGAAUUGGCUUCCUGCAGGCUGCGUGAAGCAUUCAUUUGCUAGUAAAAAGCGCAAUCGUCCGGGAACGCGUAAACUCCCGGGUGGGGGUUUCGAAGCAACAGUCGCGCAAUUCGGGGUGUGCGUACACGAACGCAGGCACCACAGUUUUUUCGUCUUUGUCGUGAUCGACCGAAGACAAUUUUUCGAGGCUAUUUUCCGUUGUUGAUUUCGCGUGAAAAGUCACGCACGAUUGAAAAGCGCUUUGGAUUACUGUUUCCAACCGUCCACGAAGGUACCCGAGGUGUGUGAAAAAGUGAUAUAGCCACGGUGGUGAAGGAAUUUGCCUGAGUGAAUUGUAUGAACAAAAAGUCUCGGCGACGACCAACCAUCGCGGGAGGAUCUUCGGGAGGAACACACAUACACACACAAAUCCAUCGUAUCGUAUGAUAGAAUCCUCGCCCAAAUCUUGAUGCAAAGUGGAAAAUCACUGCAGCAACGAUGGAUGAAACAUAUCUGAAGAAUCUCGAAACGGCGGCCCAUAUUAUUAUGGCCCCGCCGAAUUCCAUCACAAACCAGCAGCGCCAGGAAUCGGAGCAAAUUUUUACCAGCUUCAGAAAAACGAAAACCCCGUACGCGCUGUGUCAGACGAUCCUGGAAAAGUCGUCCGUUGAUUUAGUACUAUUUGAAGCGGCCGAUGUGCUGAAGAAAACGGUCGUGGGAGAGUGGAAAUUUAUUGCCGAACAGGACCGGGCUUCAUUGCGUCAGUAUCUGCUAAACUACGUCAUCCAGCGGGAUGUGCCGGUGUUCAUACGCGACAAGCUGCUGCAGGUGGUGGCCAUCAUGAUCAAGCGCGCCAGCCUGGAAGAUCACGGUGCGGAACGAGGUCAGAUUUUGGAAGAAACAAAGAAGAUGCUGACAUCGGGUGAGCUGAAGCAACAGAUUCUUAGCUGCAGCAUUAUGUUGGCCAUUUUGGAAGAAUACUGCAACAUCGUUCGGUCGGAUGAUACCGGGCUGAAUACGCUAGAGCACUUCAAAGCGAAGAAGCAGUUCGAAGAUUCGGAUCUGCUGAAAACGUUCUGCAUGACACUGCAGGCCAUGGUAGCCAUCGUGAAUAGCUUCGAUACGUCCAACAGCAUGCAGAUGUACCUUUUCAAGCAGUUGCUCACUGUGAUGGAAACUGUACUGACCUGGGGCUUUCUGCUGCCCAACCUGAGGAAUGUGCGUGUGCGUCACUCGCUGUCCAAGAGCAUUAUUGACACGUCGGAAACGGUAACGAAGGCGCUGCACGCUCCGCCACUUCGUCUGCAGGCCCAAUGGAAGAGCGUCAUCUUUGAUCCGAAAGUGUUGGAAGUGUUCUUUCACACUUACUGGAAGCUGCGCGAAAUAGACGAUUUGCAACCGAAAGCGCUCACGUGUAUCUUGCAGCUUUCCACCCUGCGAGGGCCUAUCAUAACGGAAAACAUCGACGAAAGUAUGUCCUAUCUGGCGAACUACUUGACGCACUUUCUAUCGUUAAUGACCAACAUCGAAAUUAAAGACAAGGAAGCGUACAGUUUUUCGCUGAUUCUUCGCAAACUGUUCCAGUUUUUGCCCACGGACAUGCUGAAGAUGUUGCCCAAUUCCCUUUUGGAUGCGUCCAUGCAGCAAUGCUUCACGCUGACGAUGAAAUUUUUUGAACAGUCUGCAGCGGAAGAAUCGGUAGCACCGGAUGAAGCCCUCUACGUUGAUGCGCUGAGCAAUAUGCUCGGCAUAUGGUUGUCGUUUUUCGACGACAAACGAAACCACCCGUUCGACCCGAUACUUCCCUACAUAAUGCAAAUGUUCGAGAAGUACGUCCAGUGCCAUCUGGCUCCACCGCAGGGCAUACGCGGGGCAACGGGCCGGGACGGAGAAGGAGGUGAGAAUGAAAUUACCGAACUGGAGGAAUCGGAUCGAGAGCGGUUUAAGGAGCAGCUGACCGUUAUGGGUUUCUUCGGACGACAAAUUCUGCAACAUUCCCUCGGUUUGUUGGCGAAACUGUUGGAAGAUCGCACGCGAAAGCUCGGCACCCAUCUGCAUAUGCUGCACGCCUCGCAAUCGCUUUCCAUUUCCGAUGGGGUAAAUUUAGAGAACCUGUUCGAAGAUCUGCACUGGCUGCUGUUGAUCAGCGGGCACGUGAUUGCGAUGGAAUCGGUCGGUGAAACGCCCACGAUCCCGGAGCCCAUUUUAACAUUCAGCAAGCAACAGGUUGAGUCGGGUGCAACGGAUGUGACGAACAGCUUGAAGCUGUUAGCUUCGCCGAACCAGGAUAUUCAGGAAAUACCGAAUGCCGAAUCGAACGUGGACCCCGUCAUUCGGCUGAUGGCGGCCGGAUUUCGGUUGUGCGAGCUGGAAAAGACCGCCAUCGAGGUGCGCAUGUAUCAGUUCCUAAGUCCCGAGCUGAGUGCCACUACGAUGUGGUUUUUACGGCACUGGUGCAGUACCUACGUAAUGUCCGCCUACGAACCGUCCGCAAAUCAUAUCUUCUCGAACGCGUUCGGCGUCGGUACGGCCGGUGCACUUUGGGUGAUUAACUAUCUGCUGAAUAAGAUCUGCCUCAACGCGCAAAACCUUCGAGCGGAACCGGCCGUAAUGGAGGAAACGAUCGAGCUGCUGCUUGCGUUGCAACGGAACCGCUACCGUGCACAAACCAUAUUCAACUCGGAAUACUUUCGAUCGAUAUGCGACUUGAAGGGCUUCGAGCUUCCGAUGGCGGUUAAGCGCAAGCUGCUUCGGGGCUUCGUUACGAUCGGGGGCAGUAUAGAGGGGGAGGAAAUACGCAGCGAGUACAUUAUGCGCAUUGUGCAGGGGACGAAGGAGAAGUUUAACUUGUUGCAGACUACGCUGCAGCAGCACGCACAUCUACAUCAGAGCGAACAGUUUAAGCAGAAGGUGAUCGAGGUUCUGGAGGAAACGAUCGGUUGCGUGGAGGGUGCGUUUGACAAUCUGAUCCUGAUACUGUUCAACGAAAUUGAGCCUAUCUGUAAGCAGCUCAGCACGUUCAUGUCUGUGUACAGGAAUGAAACGGUUAUUUUGGAGCUUGUACUGGAGCUGUUGAACGAACUGGAACGAUCGGCGGAAGUGAAGGAAGUACGGGCUGCGCUGCAUCAGUACAGUAUGGACGUGAUCGGUGUGUACGUUAAGAACAACAGCAAUCGUAUUUCGCUCGAUCCCACCAACAACGAGCGGGAUCCGCAGGAUUUGAUUCUUAUUUUGAAGCUUAUUCACGGGAUCAGUGCGAGCCGUGUGGCAAAUGAUGAGGAAACGCAGCAACAAUCGUCGGACGUUUGUAUCUUCGGACUAACGAACAUCGUACCGCUGAUUACGACCGAUUUGAUCCGAUACCCGGAGUUAUGCUAUCAGUACUACAUCACUAUUACGUCUUUUGUCGAUUCGAAGCCUCAUGUGGUACCAGCGUUACAUCCCGACUUCCUAAAGCAACUUGUCGCCUCAGUCGAGCUUGGGCUAACCUCGUUCACGUCCGAGGUGGAGCUGAAGUGUGUCGAGUUUAUCGAGGCAUUUGCCCAGGUCGUCCGGCUGCAUAAUAAUAAUGAAUCGCUCGUCUCGCAGCUACUGCAAUCCUUCCUAAAGCUGAUGAUGGACAUGACGAUCGGUCAGAAGAUCGACUGGAAUAACACGAGUGACUGGUACAAAGCAAUGUACACCGUGAUCUGUUGCUUUCCGCAAACGUUUAAGGAUAUGAUACAAAGCUUCCUGCAGGAGCACGUGGACAGCAGCACCGAUAAGGCGAAGGAGAUGAUCGGCGAGAGCUUGGUGCGCUUGAAUCAGAUAGAGUUUAUAAACCUGCGCUUGAUGAAGGUAAGGUUUGUCGACUGGUAUGAUCGUUUCGUUUCGCUGGUAAGUCUUAUGUAUAAGAAGUAGGUAAGCAUCUGUUACAUUCUAUGAGACAGAUUGUGAACAUAUUGUUCGAUAGAGAAUGUAUAAUGCACCUACAUGUGGCUAAUAAAAUGCCACGCUAAUAGAAGAGGGAAGUGUAACACCAAUCUUACCGUGUGCGGGGAAUGGAAGAUCAAAGUUAAACGCCCUGAUAAAUUGUUCUGUUUGCGUUGAGGAUUUGAAUGAUAAGGCAAACCAUAUUUUACUUCGUCGUUCGUCGCUUGAUUUGAUGAGUUUUAUUUAUCUCACAGACUGUACAGUUCCUUUCGUCUUUGUAUGUGAACUUUAGAACGAUUGCGCAUCUCUGGCUCGGGGUAGGGAUAAGACCGUGAGUAAGAAACGAAAUUUUAGCGAUGGUGUUUAACGAGCAACUAGUCCGUGAUGGUGUGCGCUGAAAUGACAAAAGAUUCGUUGGAAUCCAUACGAAGAUAUAUACAAAUUACUAGAUAGUGGAACAAUACUUAACAAAAGGAUAGCUAGGGGCUUUCUACAAUUGUACGGCGCCGGGUCUUGCUUACAAAAUGCGGGACAAAAAGAGAUCGAUGCAUGCGAUCAAACGUGAUCAGAGAAGGGCAUUGUUAUUUGGCAAAACAAAAAAUCUACACAACACGGUGAUACGGUAGUUUUAAAGUGAAAAUCGCACUUGUGCACUACAUUUCAUUUUAAGUUAGAUAGAGCGUAGAAUGUAUUUCGAAAUCUGCACGUUUUUUCUGCAAAUACGACGCACACAACAGUAUCACCCUAUGUGAAGGGGUUUCGCGAGAAGAGCUAAACAACAAACCUUAGACAGUUAUUUACGAUUGCGAACAGAUAGAUUAGAUGCGUUAGAGCGGCACUCUUUUUCUGAUGCUCGUGUUUUUUCUUCCCGUACCUAUAACUAUUUAUCGUGUUUGAGAAAAGAAAAAAAAAAUGCAAUAUACUGUUAGAGCGUUCCGGUUAACUGAAAAAAAGGGGUACGCGAUGGUGUCGAUACGCGAAAAUUUGUUUGCCUCCUCUCCCUCAAUCUGUGUGGCGCUGUAGAUAAGUAUAUGCAACAAGAUGCACUCGUUUUCAUAAAGAGAGGGGAAAAACACUGAAGUGUAACACUCUUGCAAAGAAUUACUGAGUGCAACGUGUUUGAUGGGUAUCGAGAGCGUGUUCAGUUACGUCGUUAUGCGUCCUUUUUUUUACACAUAUGUUCCCCAGACAGAGCCGCGUAAGAACACUAAAAGGAUAAGGAGAGCAUAAGGCGAAAAACUUAGUUAGCGCGAGAUUUGGUAAUUCAAUGAAUGUGCCGAGCUUUGUCUCUGUGUGAUAUUCGAUUAUGAUAGAACCGAGCAGAGAAGGAUACCACGGAUGAUCUACACAGAUAUACACACAGCCAUACUUAUUUGUGCGACCCAGCAUCGGUAACGAACUGGUAGAUGAUCAUUUCCUUUCCCGAGUUGUAGCUAUAGCUAGAUUUGAUAAUGAUAAUGAAGUAUUUUGGAUGGUUUAGCGCCUCUAUGCUGCGAGUGAUAAACGAUUCUAGUAAAGCCCGACGAAAUGCUUUGAACGCACGAACGAAAUGUGGUGAGUUCUGUGGAGAUGGUAUCAGGGAACAAGUGUUUGUUUUGUGUUUUGUUUUUUGGCUGCCAAUGCGCGUUAUUAUGUGUUGUUUUAAGAAGUGGAAGAGAUUUAAAAAAGGGAAGAAUGGUUCGUUUAUGUAUUGUGUGCGUUUUAAAGGCACGGCGUGGAUUAUGUUGAUCGUUAGGACUUUUGUUAUUUUGCUGGAUCUCGGAAUCAGCAUGUAACGAUGGGAAGUACCCAAUAUGAAUGACUAUGUAAAGAUAAAUCAAAUCUGUGCUACACAAAUUACUGUACGAAGCUGUUGUAUGCAGGGUAAUUAAAAGCAAACAAAAAAAUAUACCCACACACACACACACAAAUGCAAACGAAAACAUCAAAAACUAAUCAACUCUUUCAAAUGCAUUUGUCGAAUAAACCAGCUAAUACUACUGAAUGUACUACACAGCUAGUAAAAAAUAAAAAAAAGCUCGCACACGCAAAAGGGUAAAGAAAAACAACCCAAGAACGGGUUGAGUACAAAUUACAAUACACUUAACACACGCUACUACGGAGCAGAGUACUAAAACAGCGCACCACGCUUGUGUAUAAGGUAACAAUCUGAGCAUUCAUGGAUCAUGGAUCAUUCAUGAACCAUGAUCACGAUCAUGAUUACUUCUCAAAACAAUAUGUAUGCAAAACAAAAGGGGGUCGGUUUCGUUCCGUCUAUGAACGGGAACGUGGACUGGCGGUAGUAUCAGCUACGAUUUUGGGAAAUUUUUAAACUUCGAUACGCUCAGCUUCUGCAGGCAAGAGCAAAAAACUGAGGAUUGUGAGAAUAAAGUUUACCGAUUGGGCUAUACAGAUCAAUA